Molecule: messenger RNA, 2587 nt
Organism: Drosophila guanche
Lineage: Eukaryota; Metazoa; Arthropoda; Insecta; Diptera; Drosophilidae
Gene: mrj
Product: dnaJ homolog subfamily B member 6-A
Exons: 7
Coding region: 788-1861 (357 amino acids)
Cellular component (GO): cytoplasm; nucleus
Molecular function (GO): protein folding chaperone; protein-folding chaperone binding
Source: RefSeq, a predicted model, not a curated record
CAGCAAACCGCGGCGAACGCCGAACUUUUUUCUGCAUUUUCACACGAAAAACGCGCGCUUGGCUUGGCGUCUUUAGUUAAAAGCCAACGGAAUAAUAGUUGGUGUUCGCUGCAAGAUUGAAUUAAAUUAGUGCAGAGCGACGGUAAUUAAUUUGCAUUCAUUCCAAUAACCAACAUUUUAUCGCAAGAGAAGCGGAGAAGAAGAAGCAGAGGCCCAAAGCCAAAGAAGUUGACAUUGAAGUCGGAGCGCGUGUGGGGCUUGUGUGCGUUCGCGAGUGUGUUGGUGUGUGCGAAAUUCUUUUGUGCUAUAUUCAAUCUGCAAAAAGUCAAAGGUGUGAAAUAAAAGUUGCAAAACAAAUUGAAAAGCGAAAACCAAGUGCAUGCGCCGAACACUAGACGGGUAGCUGCUUCGUGCCAAUUCGAUGCUUUGUUAAAAAUCAAUAAAAUGCUGUAAUUGUUGCUGUCGCAAUUUCCGUCAACAAGCCGGAGGGGGGUCACUCUCUUUCCUUCAUACACACAUAUAUCUCUCGCGCAGUGUUCUCUCUCUAUCUCUCUCGUCGCUCGCCUUAUCGUGUUUGGCUUGUAGUUUUUAUCGUGUCCCCCAUUGGAGUGACUUUUAAUAAUACAAUUUAUCGCCUCUUUUCGGUUCACGCAAAGAAGAAAGGGAACAAUUUCCAGCUUAAAGAGAGAGAACGAGGCUGCACCCUUUGCUGGACGGGCGACUACUCAUCUAAUCGCAAUUCCCACAACAAUUAGACACUCCGACUGCACACAAGAAACCAGCCAGAAUGGUGGACUACUAUCAGGUUCUGGAUGUGGCGCGCACAGCCACCGACAGUGAAGUGAAGAAGGCCUAUCGAAAAUUAGCACUAAAAUGGCAUCCGGACAAGAAUCCGGACAAUCUGGAUGAGGCCAAUAAACGUUUUCGCGAGCUCUCCGAGGCAUACGAAGUCCUAUCCGAUGCACGUAAGCGACGGAUCUACGAUGCCCGUGCCACGCUCCACAAAUCCUCGGCGAGCAACAGCGGCAGCGCCAGCAGCAGCUACUCCCGCUAUCGCAGCAGCAGCGGAGGAGGCAGUGGCUAUGGUGGUUAUGGCCGGGACUACGACUAUGACUAUUAUCCGAGCUCCGGCCGAAGGUCCGGCAAUCGCUAUCAGGCGUUCACCUUCCGUAACUUGUUCGAGGGCACACCAUUUCACAAGCUCUUUGAGAAGAAACGUCGCAUCUAUGACGAGUACGGCAAGGAUGGUCUGGGCGAACGCGGACAGAGCCGCAACUCCCAUGCCCGUCAUCAUUACAACACACACGAGUUUGUCGAUGACUUUGAUAUUAUGGGCGGCUUUCCGUUUGUUUUCCGACCCCCCGAGGAGGUCUUCCGCGAGUUCUUUGGCGUAAAUUCGCCCUUUGCCGACUUUUUCAGAGAUGCAAAUGGCUACACAAACGGGACAAUGAGUGGUGGCGUUGGCUCGAGCAGCAGUCGACGUCAUGGGUCCAGUGCUGCGGGCGGUGGAGGAGCAUCGCGCCAUCAUCAUCACCAUCACCAGCACAAAAUGGCCAGCCCUUUUGGGGCGCCCUUGCUCAACUACUCAAUGAUGGAUUUUUUUGUGCCCAACAGCGGUUUCACCUCGUUCUCGUCCAUGGCAGCUGGCAAUGGCAGCAGUGGCGUUACCCAUAUCUCUGGUGGCCCCAGUGCUGCCGUUAAGCGCACCUCCACAUCGACGGUGUUUGUCAAUGGCCAGAAGCUGAUGACCAAGCGGGUCAUCGAGAAUGGCAAGGAAACUGUCUUUUCAUAUGAAAACGAUGUCCUUAAAUCAAAGACUGUGAACGGAGUUUCCCAAAAGCUCUCUUCAAUAUCUAAUUAAUGCAAGAAACAAAUAUAUAUAAACCAUAUACAAGCAGCAGUGGGCCACAACAACAACAACAACAGCAGUAACAACAACAGCAACAAUCAACAACAAAGAAAAAGUCAUAAAUGUAAAGGAAAACAAACACUCACGAGGAGAACCUAUAAUUUCUUGAAUGCUUCUUCGUUCCGAUAUAUGGAUACGUUCAUUGAUUUUGUUCUACAUUAGAAUUUAGUUAAUUUUUAAUGGAAAGAACAGCAGCAGCAGCCAGUAGCAGCCAGCAUCAGCAGCCGAAGCACACCCAGGACCAAGAAGCAAACAGCCGGCCAGGCGUCGAUGCCAAAAUUCCUUGUCAAUGCUAGUUAUAUUUUCAGCAAUUUGUUUCGAAAUCUUGCCACACACAAUCGAAAUUUGUAUAGCUUGGAAGCGGUAAUAUGUUUCGAGACAAAGUGACUGAAAAUAAUAAAAUCCAAAAUGAUUCGAGUAGCUACUUAAACACACGCAAUCGACAAAUGCUGUACGCUUAGGCAAUUCUGAGCCACUAAUUGUAAUUCUAGGGGUCGGAUAAGAACGUGGAAUCCAAGGGCAAGUGUGUGUCUGUGUGCAUGUGUAUAUGAAUUGGGGGAGUGUUGAGUGGAGUGGGGGGGGAAUUAAAUAUAUAUUUUAUGUAUGUACCUAGCUAUCUACCUUUAGUCACUUAAGUUGCCACAAUACUUACUAGAGAAAACAAAAUGAAAAUAAAUG